Molecule: messenger RNA, 1728 nt
Organism: Fonsecaea multimorphosa CBS 102226
Lineage: Eukaryota; Fungi; Ascomycota; Eurotiomycetes; Chaetothyriales; Herpotrichiellaceae
Exons: 3
Coding region: 1-1728 (575 amino acids)
Biological process (GO): transmembrane transport
Cellular component (GO): membrane
Molecular function (GO): transmembrane transporter activity
Source: RefSeq, a predicted model, not a curated record
AUGGCUUCUACCGCUGAGAAAGCUUCGACACAGAUGGACGUCAAGAACACAUCGACUCCGUCAGACCCGCCUUCCAUCAAAGAUGGCACUCACGACGACGUCGGCGUCGGUGUCGGUGUCGUCCUCACCCACGACGAAUACCACCUGGCCACCCUGGGCUACAAACAGGAGUUCAUCCGGUCGCUGGGCUUCUUCGAGAGCUGGGCCGCGACAUUCACCUCGAUGAACUUCAUCUCCGGCAUUCCCGUCUUGUUCGGCUGGGUCAUGUACACGGGGGGACCUCAGGCCGCGUUCGCCAACUGGACCAUGGUGGGCGGCCUGUCCUGUAUCGUGAGCCUGGUCAUGGCAGAGCUGGCCGCCUCCCUGCCCACCACGGGCGGCAUCUACUUCUGGAGCUACCGUCUGGGCGGAGAGAAAUACGGCCCCUUCCUGAGCUGGAUGACCGCCUGGUGGAACUGGGCGGGCUGGAUCACCGUCGUGCCCGGCGUCCAACAGGGCUCGACCAACUUCCUGGUCUCGGCCCUGAUGAUCAAGUACCCCAACUCCACGGUCCUGCACAAGGGCUGGUUCCUGUGGCUGCUCACGAGCAUCGGCAUGAUCUUCGCCAUGAUCCCCAACAUCUACAACCCGCGGCUGCUCCGGCUGUACUUCCGCUUCGCCGUCGUCAUCUUCUUCUCGCUCUUCUUCAUGUACUGGAUCUGGUUCCCCGUCAAGGCCUCCGAGAAGCAUUUCAACAGCAGCCACGGAGCGUUUGAUUUGUUCUACAAUGGCAUCAACUUGGGCGACAAAAAGGAGGCUUCUGACGGGUACUGUUGGGUCAUUUCUGUUCUAUUUGGAGCUUGGGUCUUUUAUGGAUACGAUGCCUCGGCGCAUUUGGCUGAAGAGACCAAACAAGCCUCAACCGUUGUCGCCAAAGGCAUCUACAUUUCCACUUUCUCAGCCUGGCUGUUGUCAAUUCCGACCCUCAUCAUCAUUCUGUUCUGCAUGCAAGAUUUCGACGGCAUCAUCUCAGCAACAUAUGCAAACAACUGGGCCGAGUACCUUGUGCAACUCAUCGGUGAGAACGGCGCGGUGGCCAUUCUUUCACUGCUCUGGGUCGACAGCACGUGUGCCACAGCCAGUUGCUUCAUGUCGGCCCAGCGAGUCACUUAUGCCAUCUCCCGUGACGGAGUGCUCCCCUUCAGCUUCUUCUUCAGGAAGCUCUCCAAGCGCAAGAUGGCCGUCAACGCUGCGCUGCUCGUGUUUGUCUUGUCAUGUGCCAUCACAACGGCCGUCAUUGGCUCUGCGGUCGCAUUCUCAGCCAUCACAGCCACGGCGACGAUCGCCACCAACUUUUCGUAUCUGAUCCCGAUCGUUGCGAGACAGACAGUUGGGCGCAAGUCGUUUGUACCGGCAAAGUGGAAUCUGGGGAAAUUCUCCGCACCAUUGGCCCUUGUAGCCUCGGCGUACAUCUUGUUUCUCUUUGCGGUCCUUCUUCUACCGCAACUAUACCCGGUGGAUGCGAACACACUUAACUAUGCACCCAUCUGCAUCGGUAUCAUCACCAUCAUCAGCUUGGUGGGAUGGUUCUUCCCCGUAUGGGGCGCCAUGCACUGGUUCCAAGGACCGAUCAAGACCAUCACCGAAGAAGAACUGCGGAAUGCCCGUGUCGAAGGAGGAGUGGCGACAAUCGAGGAAGGAGACGCUCUGGCAAACUUUGAGUUUGGACAUCGGCGGAAGAGUGUGUGA